GAAAAUGAUAUUUGCUGCCUAUAAAUAACAUUGAUAUGUCCAAGCGCAACAAUAUAACGUACGUAAAGCCCCAGGAACCGAGUUUUUUGGCCAAAUUGAAGGCAGAGAUUGGCUACAAAGAGGGUCCGACAUUGGAAACCAAGCGCCAGCGUUUGGAGCGCGAUCCAGAGGACAACGAUUCGGAUUCCGGCGAGGAGCGACCGGAACGAGAGGACGAACAGCCGCAGGUGGUGGUGCUGAAAUCGGGCGAUCUAACCGCCGAGGAAGCUCUCGAGGAAAAACGCUUGGCCGCCAAAGAACUAGCCGAGAAGCGCGCCGACCUGUCCCAGCCAAUCGUCUUCAAGCAAAGGGUGAAGCAGGUCAACGUGGAAUCCGCCAGCAAGAGCUCCGAAAAGUCCGAGAAAUCGAAGUCCAAGUCCAAGAAAUCCAAGGCCGUUGCCAGCAGUAAGCUCUCCUUCAACGAGGACGAAGACGAGGCCGAGGAUUCGAGUUAAGAUCUGGCAUCUGGCAAUAGCUCCGGGAAACCUUUGGCGGAUGAUUAAGAUAUUCAAACAUUCGGAAGACAGAACGUAUCCGAAAGUGACUGGGCCGCAUUCUACAUAGCAGAGAACGGACAACAAAUGACCGAAGUCGAUGUCGUUUUGCCGGAGGGCGUGGCCGAGCCCACGACAAAGCUUGCCAGCGCAUCAGAAGCAGAUUCGCCGCAGAACCUUCAAAAGC
This is a messenger RNA of Drosophila ananassae, 720 nucleotides long. RefSeq lists its product as uncharacterized. Bases 36 to 494 code for a protein of 152 amino acids. The transcript is spliced from 4 exons. NCBI's taxonomy places the organism in Eukaryota, Metazoa, Arthropoda, Insecta, Diptera, Drosophilidae. The record is from RefSeq and is a predicted model, not a curated record.